AUGUCUUACCCGCGACGUCUUCAACAUACCUCUCCAGUAUCGAGGUGGUCUUUACGGGACCCCUCUAAUGUCGUCUUCGCUUGCAUCUCCGUUCUCGUGCUGGUCACGAUAGUCAAUGUGAUGUUUACAUUACACAGUGUUUCUGUUCUCAAUGAGCUCCUCCCCCCAACUCCUCACGUUCACACGUAUGUCGGUGACGACCACCCCUCCCAGCUACCGCUGGAACUACCAUCUGUCGGUCUCGAACUCGAGAGCGGCGAAGGCCACUUUUCAUUAUACAAUGAUGAUGACUGGGGCACGCUUUUCCCCUCGGACGGGUUUGUCGGUCUAGGCCCGACCAACCGCACAUUCCUAGUCUCCCUCUACCAUCAAUUUCACUGCUUAGACAUCAUCCGCGUUGGCUAUGUCGUGAAUCGCACGCAUGCUGCAGAGCAUAUUCAGCACUGCUUGCGAUAUUUGCGGCAGGCGUUGCUGUGUCAUGCUGAUACCACGCUGGAAGUGGAUAUUCCGCAGAUAUCCCCGGAGGAUGGGAAGUUGUAUCACACUGCGAACGGGGUGGGUUCGGUUCACAGGUGUAGGGAUUGGACGGUACUGCGACAGUUCAUGCUAGAAAACCCAAGCACACCGUUCGAAUAA
This is a messenger RNA of Suillus subalutaceus, 636 nucleotides long. RefSeq lists its product as uncharacterized. Bases 1 to 636 code for a protein of 211 amino acids. Lineage: Eukaryota; Fungi; Basidiomycota; Agaricomycetes; Boletales; Suillaceae. Gene Ontology annotation, biological process: mycotoxin biosynthetic process. The transcript has 2 exons. The record is from RefSeq and is a predicted model, not a curated record.